Messenger RNA from Drosophila willistoni, 5281 nucleotides. RefSeq lists its product as uncharacterized. Lineage: Eukaryota; Metazoa; Arthropoda; Insecta; Diptera; Drosophilidae. The transcript is spliced from 7 exons. Gene Ontology annotation, biological process: positive regulation of DNA-templated transcription. Gene Ontology annotation, molecular function: zinc ion binding; protein binding; ubiquitin-protein transferase activity. The record is from RefSeq and is a predicted model, not a curated record. Bases 1138 to 5118 code for a protein of 1326 amino acids. Gene Ontology annotation, cellular component: chromatin; nucleoplasm.
UUCUUUGUUUUUUGUUUUCUUUUGUUUUACCACAAAAGAAGUGGCCGAAGAUGUAAGAGAAGAAGAACCUGUGGGUGGAUACUAUUUGGGGAGCGACGAGCGAGUUGAUUUUAUCCAUCGUUUAAGUACUUCGUCGUUAUCUGUGCAGUGUUCUUCGUCCUUAUUUAUCGUUAUCAUCGUCGCCGCUACAACAUUCAACAACAACAAAACAAUAAUAACAAUAACAACAAAAAGAACAACACCGCGGAAUUUUAAUUGCAUUAACAAACAACUACAAAAGAGGCUUGACAAGAAGAUAAAAAAAAAGAGAACUUAUCUAAAGGACUGGAAUAUUGGAUAUACUACUUCAUGUUGUCCUUGAAGGCGUCGUGUUUUGUGUGAGAUGAAAAAUUGAGAGAAAAGAGAGGGACUCAACGAGAGAGAGGAAGGAAGCACACACAAGAAGGGAGAAGGAAGAAACCAAAAAAAAAACCAAAAACAAACACUCUUAAGCAUCACUUUUUGAUUCUUACUUUUAAAACUCUCUCUCACACACAAUUCCCCACGUCCAUUCAAUUAUCAUCCUGUACUUUUACAAUCUUGGCUUAAGGAAGGUUUAACCUAAAACCAAUCAAUCUCCUCUCCUAAUAACUCACUGGCUUGUUCUUAGUUGUUGCUAAUAUUUAAUAUAUAUAUACAUAUAUAUAUAGAUAUAUAUAGAGAUUCUGAGAGAGUAUUGUGGCAUGGAUGAUGGCCAUGCAUUAAAAGCUAAUAUUGAUCAUAAGAGCAGCGACGCAGUCAGGAUAAGAGUUAACAACAACAGCAUUAUCAUUGGCAGAAAUAAGAAGAGGAGUCACGUAUAUAUUUAAAAAACAAAAAAUAAAUAAAAUACAUUUUAAGCUCAAAGUAUAUAUACAAACAAACAAACAAACGCCAAAGCCUAAAGAAAAACCAUAUUUUAUCAAUCAAGAAAUUAUAUAAGAGGGAAGAAGAAGAAAACGAAAGAAGAGAGCGGAAGAGUGGAAAAUUUCAAAAAGGAAAAUCCAAAAACCAAUUGUUGCUGGACAACAACAAUAAUAACAAACGACAACAACAACCGCACCAACAUCACAUAUUUCGCGAUAAGAAGGAAUAUAGAGUAGAGAGACAGCCAUAAACAUGGAGGAGCAGUUGCUGAAGCCAGCUUCGGCUACUGUGGACCCAAUUCUUGUCGAGAAGCAGAAAGCAUUGCUACUAACAACAACAACAACAGUUGGAUCAAUCAUUUCAUCGCAUUGCAUUGACGAUGCCUCGAAUUCAUCAUCAUCGAUUAUUGAGGACAUCGAUGUGAGCAAUACAAGCAGCACAAGCAGCGCCAGCAGCACUUCGAGCAAUUCUAGCACUUCUAGCUCAUCAUCAUCAAGCUCGGCUGGUUCAAGUUUGGCCGGUUCUGGAUUGGGCACCGAUUCGGAUACUGGCAAGGGUAGCAGCACCCUUGGUAGCCUCGAUGUAGCCAGCGUUAGUUCAUCGAGCAUCAAUUCGGCACUAUCGACAAGCGGCAGUGGCAUAGGCGGUGGCUUAAGCGGUAUUGCCACAAUAACAUCCAUGACGGCCACAUCUGGUCCAUUAAUUACGGUCAAUUCGAAUUCAUCAUCAUCUUCGUCGGGCCUGGGAUUAGAUUUGGUUGUUGAUGUUGAUAGCUCACUGACCAGCAACAGUAGCCAGGAAUUAAAUAAUACCCAUGGCAGCGUUGUCGGUGUCGGCAUUACCUCCGAUCUGGACUCGCUGGAGGACUCUUGCGGUGGUCUAAUCAAAGAGGAUGAUAAAAUAUGCAAAUUGUGCAGCUCUCGAUUGGUGAUGCCACGCAUCUUGUCUUGCCUACAUGUAUUUUGUGAGGAUUGCCUGCAACAGCAGCUUCUUGUCUCGUCUAAGGAUACUACUAUUGCGGCCAGUUCGCCCACCAGUUGCUCAUCAUCCUCAUUCGAUGGCAGUGAGCAUCAGCAACAUCAGCAGCAGCAGCAGCAACAACAACAACAACAACAACAACGUAUGCAUCCAUUACUAAUGCUACUUGAUUGCCCAACAUGCAAGCAAACCACUCAAUUGGGACCCAAGGGUGUUAAGGGUCUGACAUGCGAUUAUAUUGUGACCAAUAUACUGGAUUUAUCGAAUCUAGAAUCUGAGCAAAUACCCUGCACCUCAUGCAAAAGCAAAGAGGAGGCCAUAUCACGUUGCAACGAUUGUGCCAACUUUUUGUGCAAUGGCUGCGACAAUGCCCAUAAAUAUAUGCGUUGCUUUGAGAAUCAUCAAGUGGUACGCAUUGAGGAUUUGCAGAAGAAUGUUCAUGAUAAAUUGAUAAUACAUAAACCAGUAUGCUGCCGCCAGCAUAUAACUGAGAAUCUCAAAUACUAUUGUUUCACCUGUCAGAUGCCCACAUGCAACGAUUGCUUGCUGAGUGAUCAUAAGGGCAAUGAUCAUCACUAUGAGACGGCCAUUGUGGCGGAGCAGGCUGUUCGUGCCGAUCUUGAGCAGACCAUAACCGAGACAUUAAAUCGCGCCCAAUAUUGCAAUGAUGCGGGGGGCAAUCUAAGCUCAGCUCUAACCGAGCUACAAUCUCAGCAUGAUAAUGUUCGCCAACAGAUUGACGAUGCCUAUAAGGUAUACAAGCGUAUGCUUGAAAUUAUUAAGGAGCAAAUGCUUGAUGAAUUGGGUCGCUUGCAUUCGGAGCGUGAGCUCAAGAUAAUGGAUUUGAUGCAGGGUCUAGAGAAUAAUAUGGGACGUUUGCAGCAGGCGGCACAAUAUGGCCAGCGGGCCAUGGAGAAGGCAAAUGCCAUUGAGCUGUUGCUAUUGAAGCCAGUAAUUAGUGCCCAGUGUCGUAAUCUUGUUGAGCAUACACCGAAAUGUGAUGUUAACUAUCAAUUGAAGUUUGAUACUAAACCAGAGAAAUUUGAGCAAUAUGCUCGCGAUUUGUUUGGUAAAUUUCGUACUGAAACUACAUCUACGGUGGCAGCGACAGUGCAGCAGCAGCAACAUCAGCAGCAACAACAGCAGCAGCAGCAACAACAACAACAACAGCAGCAGCAGCAGCAGCAACAGCACCACCAGUCCAAACAGCAACUUUCGCAUCAUCACCAGCAGCAGCAACAACAACAACAGCAGCUGCAACAGCAACAACAACAACAACAACAUUCGCCACAGCCUCAUCAGUUGCAGGCUCAAAACCUCAUGAUGGCCAGUCUGGCCAAUGCGAGCAGCCUUAAUGUACGCAAUGCCGGCAACAGUGGCAACAAUGGCAUGGUUAACAGCGGCAGCUCCUCGGUACAGGGGCGCCUUAACACAGCCGCUGUAUAUAGUCCAGUUUCGUUGCCAUCCUCAUUGCAAAGCUCCUUCGAUGGUGGCGAUAAUGUCGCCAAUGCAGCCAUGACCAAUUUCUCAACCAUGAUGGGUAAUCAACAAGAUUCGCCACCACAUCAGCAGCAACAACUGCAGCGACAACAACAAGAAAAACAGCAGCAACAGGUUGUUCUCCAUCAGCAACAUCAACAACAGCAGCAGCAGCAGCAACAACAACAGCAGCAACAAAAUCAACAGCUUGGACAAUUGGUUGUACAACAGCAAGCAGCCGCCGCUGCAGCUGCAGCUGCCGCUCAUGUUAAUCUAAAUUUAAAUAGCUUGAGUGGAGCUGGUGGCAAUGUCGCUGGCGGCGGUGGUGGAAGUGGGGCUGGUGGUAAUGGUGGAUCCGUUGUACCACCACCCGCAUUCAGUAUGCUGGAAUAUAAUAUAUCAAGAUUGGCUAGUCUAACUGAAAAUAUGCCCGACACUUUGGGCGAUGCCUUGGCUGUGGGUGGAGCUGUCCCUGCUGGCCAAGUGAUUGCUGGUGGUAAUGCUUCAUCGUCUGUUGUUUCUGUGGUUGGCGGACCACCGCAUCAUCAACAACAACAGCAGCAGCUACAGCAACAGCAGCAGACGCAGCAACAGCAGACGCAGCAGCAACAACAGCAACAGGCGGUUAUUCCAGCUUCAGCUGUUACACCAACUCAACCCAUUACUUUGGCGGAUAUUCUCUCUGGUGAUCAAAGGGCCAUAAAUAACUUUCAAGCACUGGCCAAAUUGGGACUCAACAAUAAUGAUGAUCUGUUAUCUAGCGGUAGCUCAUCGGGAAUUGAUUUUUUAUCAGAUUUUUGUUUGCCGGCUGCUACAUCUCCGAGCUUGCAAUCGCUUAAUCCAAUUGUUGGCGGCGGUGUUGUCGGUGUCGAGGAUUUGGGUUUGAAUAAUUUCCAUGCUGUGGCAACACCAGGAACAACCAGUGUGGUAACUGGACGUAACAAGGCCACACCCAUGCAAAUACGUUGCAAAUUUGGAUCAUUGGGCACGGCCAAGGGGCAAUUCAAUUCACCACAUGGCUUCUGUUUGGGUGUCGAUGAGGAGAUCAUUGUGGCCGAUACAAAUAAUCAUCGCAUCGAAGUAUUUGAUAAAAUGGGUGCACUUAAAUUCCAAUUUGGUGUCGCUGGCAAGGAAGAGGGCCAACUGUGGUAUCCACGUAAAGUGGCUGUUAUGCACAAUAAUGGCAAAUUUGUUGUCUGCGAUCGUGGCAACGAACGUUCACGUAUGCAGAUCUUUUCCAAAUGUGGACAUUUUAUGCGUAAAAUUGCCAUCAGAUAUAUUGAUAUAGUGGCUGGUCUGGCUGUCACAGCCAAGGGACACAUUGUGGCUGUGGAUAGUGUUUCGCCCACUGUUUUUGUCAUCUCCGAGGAGGGUGAAUUGGUUCGCUGGUUCGAUUGCAGUGACUAUAUGCGUGAACCCUCGGACAUUGCCAUACGAGACAACGAUUUCUAUGUGUGCGAUUUCAAAGGACAUUGUGUGGCCGUCUUUCAAGACGAUGGCACAUUCCUCUAUCGCAUUGGCAAUGAGAAAGUCACCUGUUUCCCCAAUGGCAUUGAUAUAUCAAAUGCUGGCGAUGUACUCAUUGGCGAUUCGCAUGGCAAUCGCUUCCAUGUGGCCUGCUAUUCCCGCGAAGGGGCACUUCAAUCAGAAUUUGAGUGCCCACAUGUUAAGGUUUCACGUUGCUGCGGUUUGAAAAUCACAUCCGAGGGCUAUGUGGUAACAUUGGCUAAGAACAAUCAUCAUGUUUUGGUUCUUAACACACUCUAUGUUCACUGAUUGCAAAUCAAAGCGCGAAACAAUCGUCCAUCAGUCGACAUGAACAAAUAUAAUUAUAAAUACUCGUCAGGCAAAAUUUAUGGCUGUCGUAGGCAAGCAACCAAUAGUGGGAGCAGCAGCAGUAAUAGCUGCUGCAACAACAACAACAGCAGCAGUAGCAACA